AUGAAAAAGCCAACCAGUGGCGGCGGCUGGCAAGCGAUCCGGUACACGUUUCAAAAAGCACGAGAGUCGGGCGGGUAUUGGAAGUUCUGGAAAGCCAUGCGAAGCAAGAACGCUUGCAAGACAUGCGCCUUGGGAAUGGGAGGGCAAAAAGGGGGAAUGGUCAACGAGCAAGGGACGUUUCCCGAGGUCUGCAAAAAAUCGAUGCAGGCGAUGGCCGCUGACAUGCAGGGAGCCAUCCCGGAAGACUGUUGGACAACUUACAGUGUUGCUCAACUUCAGAAGUUUACCCCGUACCAGAUGGAGCAUGCCGGCCGAAUCACGCAGCCGAUGCUCUGGGAAUCAGGGACUCAGCGUUACCGCCCAAUAGCAUGGGACGAAGCCUUCGCUCGGGUCAUCAACAAACUAAAAUCCCUGACCGCGGAUGAAACAUUCUGGUACUUCAGCGGGCGUAGCAGCAUGGAGGCCGGCUUCCUGCUGCAACUCUUCGCCCGUCUGUAUGGCACCAACAAUGUCAACAACUGCAGUUACUAUUGCCACCAGGCAAGCGGUGUCGGACUAGCGAGCACCGUUGGCAGCGGCACCGCGACAAUCGUUCUGGAUGACGUGGAACAUGCCGACUUAGUCUUUCUGAUCGGUGGUAACCCGGCCAGCAAUCAUCCGCGAUUAAUGUCGACGUUGAAGCAUGUUCGACGUCGCGGCGGUGAAGUGAUCGUGAUCAAUCCCGUUGUCGAAACGGGCCUGGUCAACUUUCGAGUUCCCAGCGAUCCGAUUAGCCUUCUGUUUGGAACGAAGAUCGCCACGCUCUACGUUCAACCUGAUAUUGGAGGCGAUCUCGCGCUUCUGUACGGCAUCGCCAAACGC
Messenger RNA from Symbiodinium sp. CCMP2456, 861 nucleotides. Lineage: Eukaryota; Dinophyceae; Suessiales; Symbiodiniaceae. The record is from the annotation of a GenBank genome assembly.